CAUUAAGUCCUGGUGAUUGUUAUACAUACUCUGUAAUAAAAACGUCUUUAAAAUCAUUUUAAUCAGUCACGCAUGAAUUCAUAUCUACUUUCCUUCUAGAAGUUUUUAAUUUAAGCAAUUUUUAUUUUCAGAAAGCUCCUCAUAUCCUCCUAAUUGGUGUUACAAUUAUGAGGAUGCCUUGUGCAAUAUUCUUCUACAUUUGGCGGCCAUUGUUUCAGAUUAUGAGUUAACUAGAUUACUUCUACAAAAGGGAGCCGAUGUUACAAGUAUACAAGGAUUUCAACAAACAGUUUUGCAUACUGCUUGCACGAAAGACUCUUUAGAAAUUGUUAAGUUGAUAGCUGAGAAAUCGCCGGCAUCUAUUUUUGACACACGUAAUCUUUAUUGUGAGACUCCUUUGGAACUGGCUUGUUCAUUCGGCAGACCAGAAACAGUUCAAUUCCUUUUAUCAAUAGGCUGCAGUGUGGUUGUAAAAGACUCCCUACGUUGUCCUCUACUGUGUGCUCUAUAUAAUGACCGACAAUAUGGAACUGCAAUAGCAUCUGUGCUUUUAGACGCUGGAGCAAACAUUAACCAUCCCCAUCCUUAUUUGGGAACACCGCUGAUUGCUGCUAUAUUACAGUCUGCUCUGAAAAUGUCAUCCACUGCGGAUCUAGACUUAUCACAUGAUCUUCUGUGGCUUAACAGGCUACCUGAACUUUUGGUAACACCUUUGAUGCCUCUUGUAAUACCGUUCAUUCUGGAACAGCGACCUGCAGGAGAUCCCAUUAUGGAUCAAAAUUAUCCAUAUGCAGAUUUCUGUACGCUGUUGUUAGACAGCGGAUGUGAUAUUAAUGCUGCUGAUAAGUUUCAUGGUGUAACAGCUCUGCAUGUUGCAGUAAGACUAAACAAUGAAAUUUUAGUUCGGAAACUCCUUAUUCGUGGAAGUGACAUCGACAGACGUGACAGUAAUGGUUUUGCUCCAUUAAACUACGCAUGCCUACAGGGAAGCCAGAGACUAGUGGAUUUGCUUAUAGCUUCCGGUGCUAAUUUACGUACCCAAGAUUGGGAAGCUACUCUCGGAGAGUGGAGAAGAUCGGAAGAAUUAAAUGACAAAAAUAGUCAGCUGUUAAAUUACAUUAUUUAUCAGUCGAAACAGUGUCUAACCUUAGAAAAUCUGUGUAAUAUAAUUAUUAGAAAAAAUACUAGAAAUGUGGGGGAAAAUGCCAUUAAACUUGGAAUGCCAUCAUUAUUGGUAAAACGUCUACUAUUUAAAGAUUGAUAGAAUUAUGUAACAUGAUUUAUGAGCAUAAGACUGCACUUGAGCAUAAGAUUGUACGUUAUUUCUGAUUAUGAUUAAAUUUCUGUGAUAUAAAAUUUAAUAAAAAGAGAAAAAUAU
Messenger RNA from Stegodyphus dumicola, 1378 nucleotides. RefSeq names its product nuclear factor NF-kappa-B p105 subunit-like. The record is from RefSeq and is a predicted model, not a curated record. Gene Ontology annotation, biological process: cellular response to tumor necrosis factor. Gene Ontology annotation, molecular function: NF-kappaB binding. Gene Ontology annotation, cellular component: cytosol. Lineage: Eukaryota; Metazoa; Arthropoda; Arachnida; Araneae; Eresidae.